AUGGUGGAUUUUGGGGCCACAAACGAUGCUGGUGGUGAGGUGGUGGGGAAUUCUGUUAAUAUGGAGAGUGACCAGCAGGGAAGUUUUGUUGAAGUGAUAGCUCAACAAGGUGAGGAUGAUAAUUUGGAUCAAGAUUCUUCAGGAAGGGAAAUACUUCCUGGAGAUGAACCUUAUGUGGGUCAGGAGUUUGACUCUGAAGCUGCAGCUUACGCUUCUUAUAAGGCAUAUGUGAAGCGGGUGGGUUUCAUCAUUCGUGCAAGCAAGCUUUCUAGAUUGAAGGAUCAUAGAUCUAAAACUCGCAGGAUGUUGGUUUGUACCAGGGAGGGUUUCAGAUUGUGUGACAAGCAUGAAAGCGCUCUAGAAAACAAGGAAGAGAGAAAGGCUGGUUACAAGGCAAAACUUGUAAUGAAGAAAAUGAUUUCUAGUAAAUGGGUUGUCCAGAAAUUUAUCAAGGAGCACAAUCACACUGUGGCUCCUGUAAAGGGUCAAAGAGAUUUGAUCUAUGAUCAAUAUCUAGAUGAACAUGAAAAGAUAAGGGAACUAACCCAGUCACUGGCCUUUGAGAAGAGACGAGCAGCAGCAUAUAAAAGGUAUCUGACAAUGGUUAUUGGUUAUAUUGAGGAGUAUAAUGAGAGGAUGUCGAAGACGAUGAACAAAGCCACUCAGAAUGUGGGAGAGAUUGAAGGCAAAGAACAGGAAAAUCAUUAG
Molecule: messenger RNA, 708 nt
Organism: Vitis riparia (riverbank grape)
Lineage: Eukaryota; Viridiplantae; Streptophyta; Magnoliopsida; Vitales; Vitaceae
Product: protein FAR1-RELATED SEQUENCE 1-like
Exons: 3
Coding region: 1-708 (235 amino acids)
Source: RefSeq, a predicted model, not a curated record